Messenger RNA from Drosophila serrata, 1965 nucleotides. RefSeq names its product leucine-rich repeat-containing protein 58. Gene Ontology annotation, cellular component: cytoplasm. NCBI's taxonomy places the organism in Eukaryota, Metazoa, Arthropoda, Insecta, Diptera, Drosophilidae. Gene Ontology annotation, molecular function: protein binding. The record is from RefSeq and is a predicted model, not a curated record.
GGCCGAAGAUUCGAUCGUCCAGAGCUGAUAGUCGUCUCCGCUUGGUGAUCAGUAAAGCAGCCGCCGCGAAAGCGAACCGCUGGCAUUUGGGCUGGGCGAGCUGAACAGAGCAAGCGUCAAGUCGCGACGGUUCCACCAUUAUAUUCUCUGGCAUAUUCACGCAACCAAAGCAUUCAAGCUUCCAGCAUCUGUUUUUGUUUUCGUUCGCGUUUUGUCUUAGCGUUUGCGUUAAUUUUUUUUGUUGUUUUGUAAGUGAGCGAACGAGCGAGCGAUCCAUCGAUCUGACCCAACGGCAGUGGUAAACAAAGCGAUCGCGCCAUCAAGUGAGCAUCCACAGCAAACCGGAGCAACUGCAUCUGGCAUCAGCAUCAAGUAGAAGGAUCACACAGCGCCCAAUCAUGGAGGUCUACACAUCGGACAGCUCGGACACAGAUUCGCGGGAGCAAAAGACCCUGGACUUUGGCCGCAUGAGUCUGGAUCUCAUCACUCUGGAGGAUCAUCUCAGCUCGCCGCAAAAGGGUUUGCUUAAGGCCAGUGGGGAUAUUGAGACCAUGCUCCUGAACCAUAAUAGGUUGGUGGGUCUGCCACGGUUGUUGCAGCAAUUUGCCAACUUGAAAGUCCUCGAUUUGAGCUCCAAUGCCAUCACCUCGCUGCCGGAUGCUGUAUGCCAGCUGCCGCUGGUCACCCUGAUUGCCAAGAACAACCUGCUGACCAAUAGUUCGCUGCCCAAGUCGCUGCUCUCCAAGCUGGCCAACAAUGGAGGUGGAUCCACGCUCAAGGAGCUCAAUCUAAGCGGUAACCAGCUGACCCACUUCCCCGAACAGGUCACCGAGCUGCGUCAACUGAAGUAUCUUUAUGUUGGCGGCAACAAGAUCUCGAGCAUUUCAAAGGAUAUUUGGAAGAUGCAAAGCCUGCAUGUUCUGUCCCUGGGCGGAAACCUGAUCAGCGAGGUUCCGGAAGCAGUGGGUUCCCUUAGCCAGCUGCAGGCUUUGGUGCUCUGCGACAACCUGAUCGAGAUCCUGCCGACGAGCAUUGCCCGGCUGAAAAACCUCAAGUCGCUGCUGCUCCACAAGAACCGGAUGAGGCAUCUGCCCAAGGACAUUGUGGCGCUGAAGAACCUGACCGAGUUGAGUCUGCGCGACAAUCCACUGGUGGUGCGCUUCGUCCAGGACAUGGCUUUGAAGCCACCAACUUUGUUGGAACUGGCCGGACGCAUGGUGAAGGCCAGUGGUCAGCGACCUGGACCCUAUGACAUACCAAGGACACUGGUCGAGUAUCUAAAUAGCGCCAACUGUUGUGUGAAUCCCAACUGUAGGGGUGUCUUUUUCGACAAUCGUGUGGAGCACAUCAAGUUUGUGGACUUUUGCGGUAAAUACCGUGUGCCACUGCUGCAGUACCUCUGCUCCUCCAAAUGCAUCGAACCGGAGCAGCCGGCACGCGGAUCAGUACCGGCGGCAAGCACUAGCAAUGCGAGCAGCGGCUUCAUGAUGCGCAAGGUGUUGCUGGGCUAGCCGGUAUUCCAGCCCCGGCCCCGGCCCGGCCCAUUCCGGCUCCUGGCCAUAUCAUCCGGAGCGAGCGUCGACCGAUUCCGGUCGAUUUUUGGGGAAGCGGAAGCGGAAGCCGAAGCGGAACGGAGUGGAGAGAGAGGAGCAGCUGCUGUUGAUGUUGUUGAUGAUGUUGAUGAAUGAUGAUAUCGGAUCGGAACGGAAAUGGAGGCGGAUGAUCCACGCGUUCGCUCCGGCUGUGGAGUCCGGCGGCCAAGAAGUUGCAGGGCCGUCCCUAGCUGGAAUCCCCAUUGGCUUCACACGUUAUCAAAUCCAAUUUGAACUAGUUUCCUAAGCUUGAUUACGACCUGUUUGUUGUUUUGCCCGCCCUGUUGCUGGCCGGCCAGUUUCCCUGUUUAUGUACGUUUGUUUGCCUGCCUGUUGUUAUCCACCACUUAUACAAUCUAUACCAAAGAGUCUU